This is a messenger RNA of Cinclus cinclus, 1049 nucleotides long. RefSeq names its product protein lin-7 homolog B. Gene Ontology annotation, molecular function: L27 domain binding. Gene Ontology annotation, cellular component: synapse; basolateral plasma membrane; MPP7-DLG1-LIN7 complex. Bases 1 to 984 code for a protein of 327 amino acids. Gene Ontology annotation, biological process: maintenance of epithelial cell apical/basal polarity; protein localization to basolateral plasma membrane; neurotransmitter secretion. The record is from RefSeq and is a predicted model, not a curated record. NCBI's taxonomy places the organism in Eukaryota, Metazoa, Chordata, Aves, Passeriformes, Cinclidae. The transcript has 9 exons.
AUGGGGAGGGGUUGGGGGGUGAUCUUUGAAACCCACCCCCCCCCCCCAACCAUUCCCUCCCCACCCCCCACCCCGAAGCCGGGCUUGGCCGGGCUGGGGGUGGCAGGGGUCCCCGGGGGUCUCCGGGGGUCCCUGAGGGUCCCUGGGGGUCUCUGGGGGUCUCUGGGGGUCCCUGAGGGUCCCCGGGGGUCUCCGGGGGUCUCUGGGGGUCUCUGGGGGUCCCCGGGGGUCUCCGGGGGUCUCUGGGGGUCCCCGGGGGUCUCUGGGGGUCCCGGGGGUCCCCGGUCGCGUGCUGCUGCCGCCUACAAACACGCGGACGGCAAAAAAAUCGACGGGCGCCGGGUUCUGGUGGACGUGGAACGGGGCAGGACCGUCAAGGGCUGGCGGCCCCGGCGCCUGGACGUGUCCCGGGCUGUGGAGCUGCUGGAGCGGCUCCAGCGCAGUGGGGAGCUGCCCCCCCAAAAACUGCAGGCGCUGCAGAGGGUCCUGCAGAGCAAAUUCUGCUCUGCCAUCCGCGAGGUCUACGAGCAGCUCUACGACACCUUGGACAUCGCGGGGACCCCCGAAAUCCGCGCCCACGCCACGGCCAAGGCCACGGUGGCAGCGUUCGCAGCCAGCGAGGGCCACGCUCACCCGCGGGUGGUGGAGCUCCCCAAAACCGAGGAGGGUUUGGGGUUCAACAUCAUGGGGGGCAAGGAGCAGAACUCCCCCAUUUACAUCUCGAGGGUCAUCCCCGGCGGGGUGGCCGACAGACACGGGGGGCUCAAGAGAGGGGACCAACUGCUCAGCGUCAACGGGGUGAGCGUGGAGGGGGAGCAGCACGAGCGCGCGGUGGAGCUGCUGAAGGCGGCGCAGGGCUCGGUGAAGCUCGUGGUGCGUUACACGCCGCGCGUGCUCGAGGAGAUGGAGGCGCGCUUCGAGAAGCUGCGCACGGCCCGGCGCCGGCAGCACAACAGCUACUCGUCGCUGGAAUCGAGGGGGUGAAACCCCCCGGGACCCCCCGGGACCCCCGAAAUCCCCUCUGUAUAUUUGGGAUAUUUAUGGGGCGU